GUCACACGCGGCUGGAACCAUGGACGGCUUCUCCUGGAAACUUUUUCUGCUGUCCUGCCUGCUCCUGGAGAAGGGCCGCGCGCAAGACUUUGGACAGACGCAGUUUAUUUGCACGUCGGUGCCCAAGGAUAUGGACCUGUGCACGGCCACCAUGCAGAACAGCGGCCCGGCGGAGGACCUGAAGACCACGGUCAUGCAGCUGCGGGAGACCGUGCUGCAGCAGAAGGAGACCAUCAUGAACCAAAAGGAGGCGCUCAGAGAACUCGCGUCCAAGUUGAGCCGCUGUGAGAGUCAGAGCCUCCCGGCGGCGGCGGUGGGACCCGGUGGCAGGCGGCCGGGGGGGAAGAACACGAUGGGGGACGUUUCUCGGGGUACCACGGAUACUCUGGCUCAGCUGAGACAGACUUUACAGACCCUGAAACAAAGACUGGAAAAUUUAGAGCAGUACAGCCGAGCGAAUAACAGCGUGCAGGCGAACAGCCUGAAAGAUCUGCUGCAGAACAAGAUCGAUGACAUGGAGAAGCAGGUGCUGUCCCGGGUCAACACGUUGGAGGAGACCAAACCCGGUUCGAGGAAUGACACCGAUCAGCGCAACAGAGUGGAGUCCACGCUGACUUCUCUGCACCACCGGAUCACGGACCUGGAGAAAGGCAAAGACAUCAGGCCGAUGGAAAAGUUCCAGCUGACCUUCCCCCUGAGAACCAACUACAUGUAUGCCAAAGCCAAGCGGAGCCUUCCUGAGAUGUACUCCUUCAGUGUGUGUCUGUGGAUCAAGUCCAACGCGUCCCCUGGGGUGGGGACACCUUUCUCCUACGCGGUUCCGGGUCAGUCCAACGAGUUGGUGUUGAUUGAGUGGGGGAACAACCCCAUGGAGAUACUCAUCAAUGACAAGGUCGCAAAGCUGCCCUUCCUUAUCAAUGACGGAAAAUGGCAUCACCUGUGCAUCACAUGGACCACCCGUGACGGGAUGUGGGAGGCCUACCAGGAUGGAGUGAUGCGGGGCAGCGGUGAAAAUCUAGCACCGUAUCACCCCAUCAAACCAGAGGGAGUGCUGGUCCUGGGACAGGAGCAGGACACACUGGGAGGAGGCUUUGAUGCCACUCAAGCAUUUGUUGGCGAAUUAGCCAAUCUGAAUAUCUGGAACAGGAAACUUUCUGUCACCGAGAUCUAUAACUUGGCAACCUGCAACAGCAAAGCACCAGCUGGCAACGUCUUCUCCUGGACGGAGAGCAACAUCGAAAUAUUUGGCGGGACAACCAAAUGGACCUUUGAGCCUUGCCGUUCGCUCAACUGAACACCAACUGAGAAAAGGCCCCUCUGUAUUUCUGAGCUUUCGUUGUUCUUGUCUUCAUUUGACGUUUGUUAGAGAGACUACUUGAUCUGAAGUUAUUGGUAAGCUUAAAUCUGGGAUUUCUAUCAUUCUUAGAUAUUUAUGUGCAGAGCUUUUCAUCUUGAGGAGAAAAAAAAACAUCUUGGAAACCGCCGUGAUAAAAUGUUGAUAUUUGGGGGUUUUUGUAAUCUGGAAAGUUAAAAUUGAAAGCACACCUAAGCUUUUUGUUUGGUGUUCUUUGUCUUGGACUGGCACUUGGCAAUCGAAGCCUUACGUUGGAAAAUUCACAAUCCAAGUGAGGAAUUACACAACCGCUUCCCGCCCUGCUCUGUGGCGAGCAGGAGAUUACGCUGUCCAUCCAAUUCUUGUCAGUGUUUGGCGCCGUGAAGUGAUGUUUGAUGCGGUACAGCUCCCUGCGAAGCUCCGCCCCACCACCCACCCCUAUCCCCUUUUCACUUUGCCCCACCCCUCCGGAACUUGCACUGUGACUGAGGAAUGGAACGUCGGGAGAGGAGGGUAUGUUGAAGGACGCUGCAAAGUCAGACUGUGGCAUAAGUCAGUUUGCAAUCGUUGUUCGCUUCAAGUGUUUCUGUAAGAAUGUCGUUACUUGCCAACAUUGCUACAAAGCCUGGGUGCCUUGGGCU
Messenger RNA from Thalassophryne amazonica, 1974 nucleotides. RefSeq names its product neuronal pentraxin-1-like. The record is from RefSeq and is a predicted model, not a curated record. Bases 20 to 1294 code for a protein of 424 amino acids. Lineage: Eukaryota; Metazoa; Chordata; Actinopteri; Batrachoidiformes; Batrachoididae. The transcript has 5 exons.